CCCUGAGGGCUGUGGGGCUGUUCCUUGUUGUUCCGGGUUGUUUCGUGCUGUUCGGUUUCUUAUAUCUCCUCGUCGCUUCUCUCCCGUCUCGUUGUCCCCGGCUCCAGAAAUUGAUUCAUCUGUGUUUCCAGAGAUGAAGAGGAAAGCAUCAAGAGUUGGGAAACUGAGGCUUAGUCCUAAUGAAGAAACCAUGCUUCUGAAAGAAGAAUAUGAAAGAAGGCGAAAGCUGAGGCUGCAGCAAGUUAGAGAGCAACAGAAGUAUAUAUCCUCACAAAUAAGGCAGAAAGUAAAGCAGAGGAGGGCAGAGAAGCUACAUCAGUUAGAGGAGACACUGAGAGCUGAAUGGCAGAAGGCACAAGAGGAGAAGAUGAAGGCUUUAGAAAAACUGUUUUUAUCAAGCUUAAGAGCUGUUGGUGAGGGUCACCGCCAAGCCAAGGAAAAUGAACCUGAUUUAGAAGCCCUGGCAAAGCAAGCAGAGGAAAGGAAGCAAAAAGCGGAGAAGCGACAUAAGAAAGCCCUGAAAGAACAUAAGUUGCAGAAAGAGAGAUUACUCUGUGAACAAACCCGUCGAAUCGACGCACGUAAGCACGCUCUGGAUGUGGAAAGAGAAAGAGCAGCCAGGGUUGCGAGCCUGCCACCUCCUCUGCCACAUCCUCUUGAAAAUCUGGAAGUGAAAAAGAUUGCUGCAAUGAAGGCCCAUGGUGCUGGCAGAUUUUCCGCUACACGUUAUCACAUUUCAGAACCUUAUGUGGACAGAGAAAGGAAUGCAGAGCAGCCAGAUGCUCGGUUGGCAGCUGAAGAGGAGGUGAAGCGUUUGAAGGAGCUACACGAGGAGACAGAGAGGGAGAGAAGAGAGCAGCUUGAGAAGGCACAUCUGAGAGGAAGUCAUGCCUUGAAGAAGGUCCAUUUGGCUCAGGACAGGGAAAGGCUACUGAAAGAACUUGAACAAAUGCAGAGAAUGGAUCAAAUGCGCAGAAGGCAGAUGGUAGCUCAGAUGCCACCUCAACUUUUUGUACCUGGAUAUAAACGCGUGGAAAUGAAAGAAGACUGGCAGAGAGAAUUGGAGUUUGCCUUUGAAGAUAUGUACAACGAGGACAGAAAAAUGAAAGGAGACUUGAUUUUGCAGUUUGAACCGCAGCCUUUGCCAUCCCCUUCUGAUAAAUCUCAAGAUAAUGAUCUCGAUCUCUCUUUGGAGCAAGAAUCUGUUUGUGACGGCCAGCAAGAAUCGGGACAGAUGGUAAAGGAGGAGGUCCCCGGUGAAUCAGAAAGUCAUAAAGAGGUAAAAACUCAUCAACCUCAAUCAAAACUUGCCUUGAAGAAACUGCUGAACAAGAUUAGAAACCAAAAAGAGCAGUGGAUGUCAAAAAGUGAGAAAGAAUUUCCAAGCAAGAAUGAGACUAUUGAAUCAGACACUAUUGCUGGCAAAGAGAGACAUCUGGUUGAUUUAGAACCGAAUGAUGAGCGGCACAAAACUUCUAUAUGUGAAGCCAAAGAGCCCAAGGAAACGUUGGAACAUCAUGUUGCACUCGAAAAUUCAGUUGUAAUCCAUCCUGAAGAACAAGCAGCUAAAAUUAGAAUGGAAAAUGAGAGACAGCAGUGGCUUGAGCAAAUAGAGCAACAGAAACAGGAACAGCUGGCCUUGCUGAAACAAAUAGAAGAAGAGAAGGCACGUCUGGAGAUCCAAAUGCAAAUCUGUUUGGAAGAGGCCAAGAACAAAAAGGAGGAGGAAGAGAAAAGUCAGGCAGUACAAAGCUGCAGUGUUUCUUCUACAGAUGAACAAAAAGCAGAACAUGAGUCUGGAAGUACUGCUGUGCCAGAAACCAGGAGUUCUGGAGAAGACAGCCACUCACAGGUGAUUCGUAAUUAUCAACAGCGUCUUCUGGAACAAAACAGGCUACACAAACAGACAAUCAAUGAAGCUAGAACCCGUCUACGAGAGUAUCAGAAUAAACUGAAGCAAAGAUAUUUGACUGAUCCUGUGAAAAUGUUAAGCUCUGUGGAAACAACAUCAGCAAAUCUAAAGCUUGUCUCAGAACAACUUCAGCAGAAGCAGGGAAUGCAGUCUGCGCAGUCCCAAUCACCUGAACAGGUUUGUGCAGAAGACUGCACACUGUCACUACCUCUUCCCUACAACGUGUGUGAUGUUCCUGAAAAAGCCUCUUCACAAAAACAUAGAGAGAAAAUGCACAGUGUUUAUCCUGGUAGGCACCUACAUUCUCCAGAACCAUUGAAUUUGAAGUUUGGAGAUAACUGUUUGUCACGGAGCUGUUCCUCACAGGAACUAGUGGGAAUAUUGGACACCUCCAACAAGGAGGUCAGAGAACCACCUGUGCUCCAGUUGCCAUCAGUGUUGGUCACACAAGAUGUUUCUCCACCCAGAACGCACCUGGGAGCACGUGUACAACAGGUUAGAUUUGCCUUACCUGCAGAACAUUCCUCUGGGCCUUCAGAAACAGAGCACUUGAAGAAAUCAGACCUCAGGUGGUGUAACCAUCAAAUGGAAACACAAGCUGAAGAAGAGCCUCCGCCUGUGACACCCCUUAGGGCAGCAACAAAAGGAUAUUCCACAGUACAGGAAGCCACAGUUAAUUCUUUGGCUUGUCAUCAGGGGUCUGCAGUGAGCCCCACCAGAGCAAGCCUUGAACACAGCUGUCUUUCUGAACCUGUGUCUUUAUCUCAUGAAGAAAGCGUUGAGGAAUCCUUAGUAUCAAAAGCAUCUUCGUUUAAUUAUUCCCAUAUACUGAAUUUAAGGGACAGUGUGUUGGCCUCAUCAGAAAGUAUCCAAGCGCAGCAGCAGUAUUUGAAAGAACUGCAAGAGCAGCUGGAUGCACGUAGAGAAGCUCUUCUUUUGAGGCAGAAAAUACAAGAGCAACUACUUAUGCAGAAACAGGAUAAACUGAAGGAACAGAUGCAGAAACAACAAGAGGCUUUGAAAGAAUUUCUGAACAAGCAGGUAAGACACAGCAACAUGAAUGGAGCAAUGACAGAGCCACAAAGGCCUGACUGGAUUAGUAAGAGUGACUUUUUCCAGGACUCAGAAAACUACCAUUUAGAGAACUGUGACACGAGUCAAUUUCACAGAGAUGAAAUGAUUUCACAGGACAUCAGUCUGGCUGGGCAAAUUGGGCAGCUUGAGAAAGCUCUGCAUAGAGAACAGAAAUUGAAGAUUUCCAGACCUCCUGUAACGAAAGUGAAGUUGGGGCUUGGUUUGGAACAACAUGAGCUUAGUGUUAUUCCAGAAGUAGACACACCAAGGAGUUGCAACAUUUCUUUUGCAGGUAAAACAGAUUCUGUUGGUGGAGAACCUUCUCCCAUUUCAACUGCUGGGGAGUCUGCGUAUAGGAAAUGUUGUGGUGAUGCUCUUCAUGAAGAAGGCAUGUCACCUGGGAGCAUAACAAGCUAUGGGCAGCAAAUCUCUGUUGAAAGCCUGAAGCAAAGCAAACAACCUGGAUUAUUACAAGAGUUGCUGCUGAUGUCUACUGAAAAUUCAUAUGAUUCAGCUCAGUCCCAAGAUUCUCUUGUGGCUCAAGAUGUGCCAGUUCUUGCUGCUGCAGCUGGAGGGGACACACUGCAUUCUGGAUCAUCAUUCAGAGGCAUUCAUGCGGAAGUACUUUCUAAGGUAGUGUCCAUGGAUGUAGGUUCAGAGGCUUCCAUGCAAGCAGUACCCUGUGAUUUAUCUUCAACUAUUUCCACUGGAAGCUUUUUGACUACUGAAACACUGGAUGUCAGCCCUGUUGACACUGGAUUGUCUUCUGACAGCAUGGAAGAUCAAGUUUUGAAAAGAAUCACAAGCAGCCCAUGGGACUCCUCACUGCCUUUUACAGUGCAGGAGUGGCAGGAGACUCUGUUUGAAGCACCUGAAAGUGAGCUGCCUGAAGGAGCACCGUGCCUUGAUAAAGGGAGUCAGAUUCAUCAGGUCUUGGAGAGAUGCUGUGGAGAGUUAAACUCUUCAUCAGAGACCAAUAUGUGUUUUGAAGCUCUCUCAGCUGAGCUUGAUUUCCCUGAAACUGAGAGGCCUUCUCCUAACUUCUGCCAUCAGCUCUUUCAGCCUUUGGAACCAAGUCCUGCCUUCGGUGUUACAUCACCCAUUUCUCAUUACAAGAUUCAACAGGGCAACAAAGAAUUGAGGAAGAUUUCAGCAUUUUCAGCAGAAAUUCAAGACCAGUCUACGUUUGUAGAAGUGAGAACCUCCAAUUUGGAUACACAAAGAAGCAGUCUGAUGGGCAGUCAAACAAGCAAGCCAAACAACAUUACAUCAGAAGAGUGUUUCAAAGAGAGCAUUACUCUGGGUUUGGAAGAAUCUUUUCACUCGCUGCAAUUAGAACCUGCUCUGAGCAAUCGCUGUCAGAAUGCUGCUCGGCCAGCAAGCACUAAUGUUGUAUCAGAGGAGUCCUUGGAACUAAAUCCAGGGAUUGAAAUUGGGUGCAAUGAGAAUGAUGUUUCAUCUGACAGACAAUAUGAAGAACUGGCAAGGAGUUUGGAUCAUACUGGUCUGCAGCAUUCAGUGGAGGAUAUGCGACAUGACAGUCUGAAUUCGCUGCAUGAGCAAAACUCAUUUUAUCAGCUCAGUACCACACCAGUGACAGUGGAUGAACCUUUCCCUAAACACACACCGAAAGAGGGCCUAGCAUUCAAAAAAGAGAUUCUGUCUUCUGAAAAAUUACCUGCCAAGGUACUUGAUAGGAAGUAUGUGAAGCUCCCUGAAAAAUUACUUGAUGUACAUGAAGCAAAUAAAGCUGUGGAGGUGGAUUCUCAUUGCAAAACAAAUGCAGAGGAGCCAGAUGAAGGUUUUGCUCAAGUACAAAAGUCUUCAAGGAUUACUGAAGGCAUCAGCGUGGAAGCCCCAGACGUUUAUUUACAGGCAGCAGUAAAACACGAUUCUUUCUGCCUGGGAAGACGUGAAAAACAUUCUAACUCUGUGGCUGGAAGCUCAUCUCGUAUUCCGAUCUGGGAGACCGAGUCAGGACUUGGUAUUAUGGAAGAACCUGAACUCACUCUUGUGAGCUCAAAUGACAUCAGUAUUGCAGAAUCAGACGCUGAACAUAUGAACCAAGAGAGAAGUAAUGAGGAUCAAACAAAUAACCCAGUGUGUACAGACAGGUCUGCCGUCAGUGUUCUGACCAAGAAAAGAGAAUUUUUACCACUGGUUCCAGACACAGAUUGUUCAGUGCUCGUAAGGCCUGACGGCUCUUCCACAGCCAACAGCCCUACUGAGGGUCGGUGUCCAUCACAUCAGACUGCAGAGAUGCUGCUGGAAUCUGCUUCUGCACCAGGGAGUUUGCAAGAAGCUUUUGUAAAAAGGAAGAAGGAUUUCAUCCAGAAAUCACUGAGGAGAGUUGAAGAAAUGAAACUAAGAGAGAGAAAAAAUGAAAAGCCAGAAGGCAGCCGGGUUCAAAGGAGAAAGUGUGAGACGUUAAGCAGUCAAAAGGAGUGUCUGCUUCUCACUGGGAAAAAAGGCGCAGUUGUCAAUCAGCUGAAGAAAGUAGGAGAAGUGAAGGUGUCUUCUCCAGAAGACAGAAAGGCUGGAGAAGCUGAGAUGUAUCAGCGCACCUCAAGACUUUAUAAUCAACUUUCAGAAGUAAAGACCAGAAAAGAAGAAAAAACAAGGCAGGAAACUUAUGCUAAAAACAGAGAAAGGGCUAAGGAGUUUCAGAAGAAAAUGCUGGAAAAACUACGAGCCAAGAAGCCAGGGAAAACAGCCAGACUAGGAGAAGCCUCUAAACAAGAAGCACUGCUGUGUUAAUACUCUGAGUUGUAUCAAACAGUGAGAUCUGCAUUAAACUAAAUCAGGUAAUGGCUGACAGAUGCUUUCUACAAUACUAUCUACUUUUAACAUGUAGCAACCAGCACUGAGUAGAAUGACACUGCAGGAAAAAGCUUUAUGUGCCUUAGUGUUUGAAAGAGUGCCUGUAAUAUAUGUUGUGUAAAAGCAUCAUCAAAUAAAAUGUUUUUAUAAACAUAUAAAACAAUAAGGUGGUUCUUCAAAAAGCUGAAACCCAUUUUUCUUAUCUUUAAUUACCGUUUCUACUGAUCACUUGUUGAAUAACUGAAUGUAGUUCCUUUCUUGUAGCCAGGUGAGAACGGAAGACAAACUAACACUUGCCUACAAGGCAGACAUGGUUACAAUCCCUGCUUUAGCUUUACUCCUGUGCUGACUCACAGUGUAGCAGUACAAAAUAAUUCCCUGGCUGCAGCUGGUUCUUUCAGGCAUCAGUUUUAUUUGAAUGUUACUUUCCAUAUGAAGUAAACAGUUGCUUGAACAGUUUGAACACAGUUGAUAAACCUUCCCCACUACAACCCCUCCUUGAUCCAUUACUUCAACUUACAGGGCAAUGAAGUUUAAAAUACUUAUAAUUCUCAGUUGUUAGAAGAAAUAGAAGAGCAUUUAAGAACUGUCCUUUUCUUUCUUGCAAGAGAUUUGCAGCAACAUCACACUGGGACCUGGGAGAAGAAAAGAUAAUUAGCACCAUAAUUCAAGAGAAAGAAAAGCCAUUUCUAUAUUUCACCUUCCUAUAGGCUGAAGCAACCUAACUUCAUAUCAAGGUGCCAAUGCACUGCAGGCACACACAUACACAUCCCUUACUUUUGGCCCCUAAACCCUUAAGUAUCAUUUUGCAUGCUAGCUCUGAUUACAGAUUCCUAUAUGCACUCUAUCUAAUAUUCCAGUUCAGCAUUACUGUCCACUUCCUCAUCUAUUUGGGAUUAUUUAUUUCCACGCAGUUUCAAGAACAUUAUUAAGAAUUAAAAUAAGAAAUAAAAAUACAAGAUGGCUCAUCGUGCCCCAACUGUAUCAAUAUUCUCUUCCACCUGCACAUGCUGUGGCAGUCAGCUGGUUGCAGAUGAAAUCAAGUAGCGUUCUGCCUGCAUUAGCAAUUCAGAAAGUGACCCAGCAGUAGCUACAGGUGGUUUCUCAAUUCAAGCAGCAACGUAACUUAUGAGCUGUCUCCUCUGAAAUAGACCACAGCACACACACACAGUGGCUACAGCAUCCUGCUAAAAGGAGUUUGAUGUACGGUCACUGCGUUAAGAGCUGCUGGUUUUCAAGCCAUGCAAACCCUCUUUGAAGUGACCUUUUAAAUUCUUCUGGGUACCAGCGCUGUUGCUAAGCAUCUUACCUGCAGACUUGCUGUGGCAGCACUCAGGUACAACUUCUCACCCCCUGACAUUCAGUGACAGCAGCAGACUCUGGGUACACAAAGGCACAUUGGUUAAUAUAAAUUAAGAGUAAAACUGAAGUUGGAUGCCAAGUGCAAGGAGGAGCCUUUUGUUUUCCAUUUUGAAUGCAUGACAGUUCUGUCAACAGCAGCUUCUGGAGCUUGAGUUCAAUAGCUGAAGAUUGCAGUCGGCACUUGGGUUAUUUGGUAGCCAAGGAGAGCCACUAAUACCCAGCAGAAGGGAGUGCUGUGUCUGUGGCCUACACCAAAGUUUUAUUCCCAGCAGACCUACUGCCACACAACGCAGCAAUUCAAGAGUCUGAUGGACUUGCUUUAUGGUCAUGUCCACAGCUCACCAGGAACAGCCAUAUCCUUGCAGCCUUGGUAAUGACCAGAUCCUCUCCCUUUACUGCUGUUUUUUACAAGCAUAUAGGACUAGCUUUUGGGUACACACAGACCCUGAUACUGCCAAAAUCUGGAGCGAGUGCUGCCCAGGACUGCUAUGGGCAGUCAUAUCUACAUUCCUAGACAGCUGUCUCAAGUUUUGAUCUUCUAGAGUCAUACAUUAGCAACUGAGCUUCCAUCAAGUUGCUCGAAACCUUCCGAACUGAAAACCCAGUGCUUACCUAUCCAACUGGUAGUUUCCUCUUCCAACUAAUCCAUUUCACACAGCCAAUUGACUGUUCUCGAUCCCAAGGCACCUGUUUAAAGAAACAAACUGAAGACACCAGGGAGAGCCAGGGGGCAGCUCUCACACUGACAAGUCCUACCCAGCACAGAAGGACUGCGCUCAAACCUUCAAGAGGGCAAAGCCUGUAUCAGCAAGAAUACCAGGUUCAACAGCCACAGCAGAGUGAAAACCAACGAUGCCAAAUGCUGAAAUUCUGUAGCACUGGUUAUUGAACACCCCAUCAGAAGAACGCUGCUGGGUGCAGAUACCAUUCAGUGCAACAAGCACAGCAGUCCCCAAUCAAUCAAUGCACGUUAAGUUCAAGCUCUCCACACGCCAGUUAGUAAUAAGCUGAAGUAACGAUUUUUCUCUGAAGUUGCCAUGCAACUAAGAGGGAAAAGACAUUCCAUCAAUUGCAGCAGCCUCGUAAUUCUUUCUAGUGUUCUUUAUAUUCCCAGCACAAAGGGCUUAUGCAAGUAUUGUCCUUGUUUUACUUUAAGCUACGUUCUAUAGAAUAGCACUACGCUCUGUAUAACCCAGGACUUCUAACACCGCAGUAGUAAAUUGGCUGAGAUGCUCAGAAAUCAACUCAGACUUCAAAUCUUUGAAGCUUAACAAGAGAAAAGCAGCACUGCUGAAUUACAUAGCACAGCAAGAAUCCAACACACUCAUUGAGUUACUUUAAGACUGGACAGACAUUGGAGGGCUGGACUUCUUAAUUUAAACCUAAAGCCACCACAAGGAACAGGAAAUCACUUUGGGAUUGAAGUGGGAAGAGCCUGUUUCAAGCCAACCAGAAAAAGACAUCCACAAAGAGGUCUGGUACCUUCCCAGACAUCUGGCUGAAGAGCAAGUUCAACCCACACCAUUAAACAUGUUAUGUUUUAAAUCUCACAACAUGCUCUUUUUCACUCUUUCUUACCAAGCUUUUCCAUUUGAAUUUUUUUUUUCCAUUCAUAUCAAAUGCAUGAACCAGAACCUAAGGGAAAACAUGACACGUUACUUCCAUCCCUGAAACAGUAGAUGAAGAUUUGUCUUGUAGUUCCGUCCCACAGAGCUAACAGGUAGCUCAAAGGGUAAAACUAAACCACAAGUUUGUUCUGUGAGGCGUUUCCAACGACAUGAACCUACAGAAGAGAUCCUAUCGGGAUAGACCUCACCAUUUCUGUGACCAUAAAGUAAUACAACAAAAAAAAAUCAAGCAGACUGGAAAAGCAUCUUGCACAGUUCCUAUCAAGUGCCUUCUUACUUCUGUCACGACUUGCUGGGGAAAAAGGAGGGAACUGUUACACUACCAUUUCAUUUGGAAGAUACGGUAAUAACUCCGCAUCAGUAAGUUUCGUGUUAAAAGUUAUUAUUACAUGGACGGCGUAAAACAGAGGAAAUUAACUGCAUUUAUUCAAACACUCCGAACUUCUCCUAGUACUAAUUUCCUUUUAAAGUAAAGCCCAAGUUUAGCAAGUUCAGCUCGUCACUUCAUUUCAGACCAAAAGAUCUUUCUUGGGAUAAAUCAAAGUUAAAGAAAUCUUCACUUAAGAAGAAGGAAUACUACGUUAAAAGAGACUAACACAGCAUUGAGCUACACCCCUGCAACACUCCCAAAGGCACUGAGCUUCAUCAUGUGAAUAGCUCCAGCCACUGAAAAACAGAGCCCCUCAAACACCAAUGCAUUUGAAGAAGCUCAGAUGGCACACGAACCUGGAAGGAGCUCCCAUCUCUGUCAAUUAGUGGCUUUCUGCAUUUCUUCUCUCAUGUCUUCUUAUCACCUGCCACCUGAAAAAGCAGCAUCACUGCAGAGUUACAAAAUGACAUGCAUGCACAUACAAGUAGAACCUACAGCAGUGAAUUCUAGAACCUUCAGAAGUCAUUUCUAACCACCACAGGCAUUUCUGAUGACCUCUCCCACUGCGGUGAACAUAAAACUAUCAAAUUACAUUUUUAAUUAACGAUCAGCCUAUUCACUGACAGCAUUCUGCAUGUUCCAUCCUCAGCAGAUACACAGUAUGAAGCCAGGCAGCAGGUCUGUUCAGAAAGGCCAUUCUCACUCACUCUCUUCAGAGCAGUUGAACAUUUUGCCAAUCAUCACAACAACUUCCUCAGACAGCCUCGAGCUUCAUUCCUGAUGCAGCAGCACUCAAUAAGAAACAACAGCCAUAUGGCAGCUCAGAAAGUUGAAGUAAAACAUCUAGAGCUCUAAGCAAUGGUUACAUUAAUUUGGUAUCAAACUCACCAAGGAAUUCUUCUGUUCUGCAGUGGCAGGUGGGCUUGCUGAAAAGAAGAACAGAUCACAGUAUGUGAUUAACAGUUCUAAGUUUCUUCAGCAUUUCAGUAACUUAAGACAGCUUCCAAGUGUGCUUUGAUGAACUAUUAACAGAAUUCAGCACUGGGUGUUUUUCUUCUACUUCCCACAGCCAGCAGGAUGCAGAAUGCUCCAGGACACUAUCUACUAAGCUACUAAACUGUAAUGGUGAUAGAAGGAUGGUUGGACUGGAUGACCUUGUGAUUCUAGUAG
Messenger RNA from Coturnix japonica (Japanese quail), 10336 nucleotides. RefSeq names its product centrosomal protein 295 (gene CEP295). Gene Ontology annotation, biological process: regulation of centriole replication. The record is from RefSeq and is a predicted model, not a curated record. Gene Ontology annotation, cellular component: centrosome; cytosol; centriole. Lineage: Eukaryota; Metazoa; Chordata; Aves; Galliformes; Phasianidae.